Messenger RNA from Humulus lupulus (European hop), 2829 nucleotides. RefSeq lists its product as uncharacterized. The transcript has 14 exons. The coding region runs from base 196 to 2412 and encodes 738 amino acids. NCBI's taxonomy places the organism in Eukaryota, Viridiplantae, Streptophyta, Magnoliopsida, Rosales, Cannabaceae. The record is from RefSeq and is a predicted model, not a curated record. Gene Ontology annotation, cellular component: membrane.
UUCAGUGUCGAACGCAACGCAGCGCGCACCGGAGAGUCGUCCUCGUACCACCUGAUUCGCAUGUCCCAAAACGCAAGGCUGCAGGGGACAAAAAGGUCGGCUCUGGUGCCUGAAAUUAGCAGCGAUCGGGUCCUCGGAUCCGCCUGAGUCUUCACCUAGAGAGAGGAAGAGAGAAAGAGAGAGAUAAAAGGAGAGAUGUGGGUGUUCUACCUGAUCUCCCUGCCGUUGACGGUGGGGAUGGUAAUUUUGACUCUCAAGUACUUCCACGGACCGGAGGUACCUCGCUAUGUCCUCCUCACCGUCGGAUACACCUGGUUCUGCUCUCUUUCCAUCAUCAUCCUCGUCCCUGCCGAUAUCUGGACCACAAUACACGAGAUCAAGAAUGGAGGCAUUUCUUUCUUUUGGAGCUGGUCAUAUUGGAGUACGUUUUUACUAACUUGGGCUGUGGUGCCCCUUAUUCAGGGUUUUGAAGAUGCUGGAGAUUUUACUAUGAAAGAGAGACUGAAGACUAGUGUUCAUGUUAAUCUAGUCUUCUACCUGAUCGUUGGAUUGAUUGGCCUUUUUGGACUUAUUCUUCUCAUUAUGAUGCACAAGGAUUGGAAAGGAAGUGUUCUGGGUUUUGCAAUGGCCUGCUCCAAUACUUUUGGACUGGUUACUGGUGCUUUUCUCCUUGGCUUUGGUUUGAGCGAAAUUCCCAGAAACAUUUGGAGAAAUGCAGAUUGGACAACCCGCCAGAAAGUCCUUUCCCAUAAAAUUGCUAAAAUGGCUGUGAAGCUUGAUGAUGCUCAUCAAGAUCUUUCAAACGCUAUUGUGGUUGCUCAAGCAACAUCCACUCAGAUGUCGAAGCGUGAUCCUUUGAGGCCCUACAUGGAUGUUAUUGAUAAGAUGUUAUCUCAAAUGUUCAGGGAAGACCCAUCCUUUAAACCACAAGGUGGUCGAUUAGGAGAAAAUGAUAUGGACUAUGACACUGAUGAGAAGUCGAUGGCGACAUUAAGGCGUCAUCUUCGUGGAGCUCGAGAAGAGUAUUACCGAUACAAAAGUGAAUAUAUGACCUAUGUCAUGGAGGCCCUUGAACUGGAAGAUACUAUAAGAAACUAUGAAAGGCGCAAUUCUACUGGAUGGAAAUAUAUUUCAAGCUUCAGGCCUGCUCGGAGCGGAAAGUUAGGCUCUUUUAUUGAUAAUAUGGAAUUUCUUUGGCGCUGCAUACUAAGCAAACAAUUUAAGAAAGUUUUGGCUAUUGUGCUUGGUAUCAUGUCAGCUGCUAUUCUUUUAGCAGAGGCAACCCUACUUCCAAAAUUUAAUUUAUCUCUUUUCUCGAUCAUUAUAAAUUCUGUUCAGGGACAAGAAGUUCUUGUUCAGGUAUUUGCUUUUAUUCCUCUGAUGUACAUGUGCAUCUGCACAUAUUAUUCCUUGUUCAAAGUUGGCAUGUUGAUGUUUUACUCGCUAACACCAAGACAAACAAGUUCGGUCAACUUGCUUAUGAUAUGCUCUAUGGUUGCUCGGUAUGCUCCUCCAGUUUCAUACAACUUUCUAAAUCUUAUUCGCCUUGAUAAAAAGAGAGUAACUAUAUUUGAAAAGCGAAUGGGAAAUAUUGAUGAAGCUGUUCCGUUUUUUGGGAGUGAGUUUAACAGAAUCUAUCCGCUUAUUAUGGUUAUAUACACUCUUUUGGUUGCCAGCAAAUUCUUUGACCGUGUAAAAAACUUUUUUGGGAGCUGGAAAAGAUUUAGAUUUCAGAGUGAGGCAGAUGAUAUGGAUGGUUUUGAUCCUUCUGGAGUAAUAAUCCUGCAGAAAGAAAGAUCUUGGCUUGAACAAGGCAGCACAGUUGGUGAGCAUGUUAUCCCAUUGGCAAGGAAUUUUAACAACAAUGAUGUUGAGAUUGGCAGCAAUAGCACGGAAAGUACUUCUGUUGAAAUGAAAACAACAACCAGCCUAAUCAUCAACGGUGCAAAAGGAAGUGCAUCAAAACCUUUGAAAGAGGAAACCCGUAAAUAUGGCUCCAACAGAGAAGCCAUGAGCAACAAGUACUCGGCUAUGAGAGAGCAAAGCAAACAAGCCUCAACUAGUACAAAGAAGCCAGUGGAGCAGAGCAUUGCUUCUGCCAAGGUCUCACUGCUUGACGCUGGCAAACCUGACCUUAGUAACCCAACUGGAGGUUCAUCUUCUGGUCUGGCCUUAAAGUGGGAAUCUAUGAAAUCUGGUUUUCAAAAUUUCAAAGCAAACUUGGGGUCCAAAAAGUUUCAACCAUUGCGCCAAAUUCAAGAAACUAAUCUAAUGUCUCAUGUAUCCUCUUCCGAGUCACUUGAUGAAAUAUUUCAGAGACUGAAACGGCCAUCAGUGUCAGAUCAUAGGAGUUACAGUGAUGAGGAUGACGAAGAUGGGAUUGAAAUUAAGAAUUCUGGCUCUUCUAGAUGAUAUUCAACACCUGAUGCAAGUUUGUCACUGUUACAAGUCAGAAUUUAAGCUCUUAAAAUGUACAGGUCCUAAGUGAGGACUUAUACCUUGUUCUUGCAGUCCUCGGGCUCUGAAUAUUAUAUAAAAGCUUGGGAGGGUAUCCAACUCUGCAACUACGCAGGUUUGGAAUCAGCUAAGUAGUUUUCUCAGACUUUGACAGGAAAAAAUAGAAAUAUUCUGAUGUGUAAUAUAGGUGGAAAAGUUUAGGUAAAAAAAAACUGUUGGGGAAUUUUGUAAUUGAUUUAUAGAGCUGAAGCAUAUUUUGGUAAUUUGUUUCUCUUCCCCGGCUGGAAACUGAAGAACUUGUAAACAUGUGACGACCACAAUGGAAUUUCUUUUGUUUUACACCAAAUUUUAUGUUACGGUUUUUGAGGAUCA